Equus caballus (horse) is the source of this 7597-nucleotide messenger RNA. RefSeq names its product Ral GEF with PH domain and SH3 binding motif 2 (gene RALGPS2). Gene Ontology annotation, biological process: positive regulation of GTPase activity; Ras protein signal transduction. Gene Ontology annotation, molecular function: guanyl-nucleotide exchange factor activity. The record is from RefSeq and is a predicted model, not a curated record. Lineage: Eukaryota; Metazoa; Chordata; Mammalia; Perissodactyla; Equidae. Gene Ontology annotation, cellular component: plasma membrane.
ACUCCCCUCCCCCGAGCGGCGGCGGCGGCGGGCGCUGAAUGAGAGACGCCGACUGCUCGGGUCGCCGAGCGCUAGCCUAGGCGGCGGCGGCGAAGCGGGAGGCCGACGUCGCCCCUCCAUCCUCUGAGGCCACUGCCGCGGCGGCACAGGAAUAAUAAUGUAUUUGCGGCCUUGGACGUGAACCAAUCAGUCUUCUGUUGCUGAUAACCUAGCGUCAGAGACUGAUGUUGUGGGAAGCAUGGACCUAAUGAACGGGCAGGCAAGCAAUGUUAAUAUUGCUGCUACUGCGUCUGAGAAAAGUAGCAGUUCUGAAUCAUUAAGUGACAGAGGUUCUGAAUUGAAGAAAAGCUUUGAUGCUGUGGUAUUUGAUGUUCUUAAGGUUACACCGGAAGAAUAUGCGGGUCAGAUAACGCUAAUGGAUGUUCCAGUAUUUAAAGCCAUUCAACCGGAUGAGCUUUCAAGUUGUGGAUGGAAUAAAAAAGAGAAAUAUAGUUCUUCCCCAAAUGCAGUUGCCUUCACAAGAAGAUUUAAUCAUGUAAGCUUUUGGGUUGUUAGAGAGAUUCUUCAUGCUCAAACAUUAAAAAUUAGAGCAGAAGUUUUGAGCCACUAUAUUAAAACUGCUAAGAAACUGUAUGAGCUGAAUAACCUUCAUGCGCUUAUGGCAGUGGUUUCUGGCUUACAGAGUGCCCCAAUUUUCAGGUUGACUAAAACAUGGGCGUUAUUAAGUCGAAAAGACAAAACUACCUUUGAAAAAUUAGAAUAUGUAAUGAGUAAAGAAGAUAACUACAAAAGACUCAGAGACUAUAUAAGUAGCUUAAAGAUGACACCUUGCAUUCCCUAUUUAGGUAUCUAUUUGUCAGAUUUAACAUACAUUGAUUCAGCAUACCCAUCAACUGGCAGCAUUCUAGAAAAUGAGCAAAGAUCAAAUUUGAUGAAUAACAUCCUUCGGAUAAUUUCUGAUUUACAGCAGUCCUGUGAAUAUGAUAUUCCCAUGUUGCCUCAUGUCCAAAAAUAUCUGAACUCCGUUCAAUAUAUAGAAGAACUACAAAAGUUUGUAGAAGAUGAUAAUUACAAGCUUUCCUUAAAGAUAGAACCAGGGACGAGCACCCCACGCUCGGCCGCCUCCAGGGAGGAUCUAGCAGGUCCUGAAGUAGGAGCAUCUCCGCAAAGUGGAAGAAAAAGUUUGGCAGCUGAAGGAGCUUUACUACCACAGACACCGCCGUCCCCUCGGAACCUGAUUCCACAUGGACAUAGGAAGUGCCAUAGCUUGGGUUAUAAUUUCAUUCAUAAAAUGAACACAGCAGAGUUUAAGAGUGCAACGUUCCCAAACGCAGGACCAAGACAUCUAUUAGAUGAUAGCGUCAUGGAGCCCCAUGCACCAUCUCGAGGCCAAGCCGAAAGUUCUACUCUUUCUAGUGGAAUAUCAAUAGGUAGCAGUGAUGGUUCUGAACUAAGUGAAGAGACCUCGUGGCCUGCUUUUGAAAGGAACAGAUUAUACCAUUCUCUCGGCCCGGUGACACGAAUGGCACGAAAUGGCUAUCGAAGCCACAUGAAGGCCAGCAGUUCUGCAGAAUCAGAAGAUUUGGCAGUACAUUUAUAUCCAGGAGCUGUUACCAUUCAGGGUGUUCUCAGGAGAAAAACUUUGUUAAAAGAAGGCAAAAAGCCUACAGUAGCAUCUUGGACAAAAUAUUGGGCAGCUUUGUGUGGCACACAACUUUUUUACUAUGCUGCCAAAUCUCUAAAGGCCACAGAAAGGAAACAUUUCAAAUCAACAUCAAAUAAGAACGUCUCUGUGGUAGGAUGGAUGGUGAUGAUGGCUGAUGACCCAGAACAUCCAGAUCUCUUCUUGCUGACUGACUCUGAGAAAGGAAAUUCAUACAAGUUUCAAGCUGGCAGUAGGAUGAAUGCAAUGCUGUGGUUUAAGCACUUGAGUGCAGCCUGCCAAAGUAACAGACAGCAGGUUCCUACAAACUUGAUGACUUUUGAGUAAGAGCCUAAGAAAGAAGAGGUGAACGGUUGCUCCUCCGUGAGAGUGAGGACUGAUGUGAACCACCCUGUGCCAGGAAGAGCCCGGGGCGGCGCAGCCUUUGGAGUUCUGAACCAAAAAGCACUAAUUUCAGGGAAUGAAGUGAAAGAUUCCCAGAGAACAAAUUGGAGUUGCAAACAAACUGCCAUGGACCCAUGCUUCUUAUCUCUGAACUGACCUGUGGAAACCACUGCCUUAAAAGAGUGAAAGGAAAACCAACACGAAACACCAAAUAGUGUGUGUGAAUCUUCUGGCGGUGCUGUGCUUGGAGUAGACCGUAGCUCAUUUGCAUUUCUUUUAACUUUGUACUGAUUUUGGAGGGGGGAAUCGCCUUUUUUAGAUACACUUUAAAAAGGAAAAACAUAUUUCUUAUGGGUUCCGUCAGGAGCUGGUUUGAACUGAGGCGUAAAGAUGCUCUAACCUAGUGGGAUUCUACCAGCAGCCCCUGGAAGGCUUGUUCAGCCUCCAGUAGUCGCAGCCUCGCUCGCUUCUCCCAGCGCGAGUGUAGGAAUUAGACGUGUUCGUAAUGUGAGUUGUUGGGGUUUGUUUGGGAUUGGGGAGGGGGGUGCGGUUGUUUUGUUUUGGGCGAGGGGAGAUUUUUUUAAACACUAAACUUCUGAAAUUUAGUACUGUAUGGGGAACAUUAUUUCCUGCAGGAGGUAUAAAGGCUGAGUGUUCGUAUGCCAGACGCUUUUUUCAAGUGGGCUUCAGGAAGCAUGGCCGCUGUUGACCAGGUUUGAGGUUGAGCCUCUAUGUGAGUUCAUUGUUGGAGCACAGAGCUGCGUGGUAGGAACUGCAAUCCCGACCUAAACUUUCCUGAGCUUUUACAAUAAGUACAUUUUUCACGUCAAUAGAUUAUCCCUUCUGCUGGUCACAGGUGAUUUUUAUCAUCAAUGUGAUGUAUUAAAAUUUUUUCAGGAUAUUUUCUUUUACAGUGUUUAACGUGCACAUUGCCAGUUAUUUUUUAUUGUUAUUCAUAUUCAUUUUUUUGUUCAAUAUGAGAUUCCAGAUCACAUUUGUUAGAGAUUCCACGUGUAUAUGUAUGUAUGUAUUUUAUUGUAAAGCAUACAAAAUAAUUUUAAAAGGGAAAAAGGUGAAAGAUUGAGAUUCUGGGAAUUUUAGGUAUCAAAACUUUCCUUCUUACACAACUUUCCUUUAUUACAAAACAUCUUUCUGAAAACUUACUGUAGGUCUCUACCACAAAACCAUGUUUUGUCAGUAGUUGACCAAGCAGUUUUGUGAGAGCUCUUCUAUGCAGUAACAGAUAUAACUUCCAAAAUAAAUGUUGAAUUACGAAAAGAAAAAAGUGUUUGAAAGUGAGAUGCCUUAGAAUUUUAGCAAAAAAUGGCACUUGGACAAAGGCUACGUGUUAGGUGUUGUAAACUCAUGAGGCAUCGUAAUUUUAGCAGUGGCCCAGAGUAAGAUGCUUUUUGACUGAUGUCUUCUAAUUCUGUUACUUUAGGCCUCACACAAAAUUUCUCAUAUUUGUAUUCUUAGAGAAUUUUAUACCUUUUUUUCAUCAUAGGUAUUUCACUCUUAAAUCUGUGAAACUUAAAAAGAAAAUAUUGCCCACAGAAUAAUUAGCUAAAAAUCUAUCCAAGGGAAAAUAAAAGAGCUUUUUCUGAGUACUAAGUUUGUAAAUUUAGUUUUCUGUUUGGAAAGGAUAUUAAGAGUUCAGAUAUUUCUCUCAUACAGUAUAGUUAAAAAUACCAUUAUUUCUGGGUUUAUGAAAAGUGACAUGGGCUGGAGAAGGCAAAAUGUUGCCUGUACUGGAUGAUUUUUCAGUUUAUGACCUCCCAAGCUUAACCCACGUUGGGUACAUAGAAAGACACCAUCUGCAUAGCCAGCAGUAUUACUAUGUAGACCUUGCGCAUCUUACUUUUAUUUUGCUUUGUUUAAAAAAUUCCUUAAUUUGUUUAUUUCUCUUCAGAAAUGUAUGUGCUUUUUAAAAAAUAUUGUGGUUGAGAACCCUGUGGAUUUUUUACUGUUGUUAUUUUGUUUGUCAUAAAUAAGCUAAAAUAGAUAUGUUGCAGGUUAACCAUAUCUGUGGAGAUAUGCAACUGGAAGUCAGAGCCUGACAUGACACAGUUUUGCCAAAGAGAGAGCUAAACUGGAAGAUGUGUUUGAUAUUUUCAGCUGUAAAUGUUAAUGGGUGCUUGCACAGAGUGAGAAAUAGUGUUCAGAUUUGGUUAAUAGUUCAUAUGUAUAAUUGUGGCCUCUGACUGAAUGAAACUCUUAACGUCACUGUGCAGUAGACGUCGCCCUUGUUUUUCUGUCUUCAAAUUCGUCCAUUCAAAAUCUUAGUCAUUGCUUUUUAAGAUUAUUUUAGCAUUUGAGGCAAAUGGAAACCAGUGAGAACUAACAUAGUAUAGGUGAGCUUUUUAUCUCUAAUUCACCAAAUUAUAUCUAAUAAUAAUUCAAGCAAAGAAAAUAUGUCACCAAAAUAUAUUAAAUAUUUGGGUAGUUUAUUAGGUAGUGUGAAGAUGAAGUUUUUGUCCUCCUAUUAGGUCUACCCUUAAUAAAUUAGUAAAUUAAUGACUUGAAAUCUGGACAUUUCCAUCAAUAUUAAACUCAUUUGUUUCUCUCAUAGCCAAGAAGAACUAGUUAGAAAUUCCAAUAUAAUUUAAAUUUAAGCUAGUUUGUGAUAGGAUAAGCAUAAUGAUUGGCAUAUGAUACAGCCUGGUAUAGUAGUGUAUAAUACUAACCAAAACACCAUUUGAGGCGCAUACCAUUUUUAACAGUUAUGUUGAACAUGGAAGCUUAUUUUUCACAUGGGGGUAGCAUGACAGCUUUUGAACUAGAACUAUGAAAGUAACUGUGUAACGACCUUCCAGAGCACUGUUUUUGGCUUCGUGCUCCUUCUGUGUUUGGGCGCUGCUUAUUUUCAGAGGUAUUAUUUUUAGUGUAACCUCCAAACUGUAGGAAUUGAAAGAACUGAUCAAACACACUUUCCUAAUCUCUUUUCUUCACUAUGUAAAUAUUAUUUGUGUAAACAUUACAAAAAGGGAUCCAGACAAUUUGAGUAUUUUUUUUUCUCCCUAGGCAUGUGCUUCAAUGACAAAUUUGUUUUCCGUGUGGAAAACGCCAUAUGACUAUUGCACUACCUUCUGUAUGACUGUUUCGGUAUUGGAUCUUUCUGUGUGUCAAGAGUUGGGGUGUCCAUAGCUGCAAAGUUUUUGUAAGUGGCUUUAUUCCUCCUCUAGAAGAUUUAUAAAGGAGCCCAAAGAGCACUAUUGUUGCAGAAGGAAAAAUGUUUACAGUGUCUAGUGUAUACACUCCACACGUUAGUUGAAACCGGGGCCCUCUAAGAGCAGCCUCGCCUUUCGGUCUCUUGGGAUUCCUAGAAUUUACCUGGCCAAAUGACUUGAGCAGAAGUCUUUUUUUUUUUUUUAGGUUAGAUCUGUAAGCUAUAUGCCUUUACUACUGAAAACAAAGCUAUAGGACAUUGUAUUGAUUGGAAAUCAAUAAUAAUGGUAGAUUUAGUCCAUCAACUGUUUAAAAUAAUAUAUCCUCUAUGGAUUUCCUUCCUGUUUUUGAGGCGCAUUCCUUUAUAACCAGUUUUGAAAUCACCAUGUUAUCUUCUGCAAACAAGGGGUACCAGUGUUGCUUAACGGAAGAUGAUCUUUAAUGAAAGGAAUCGUCUGCUUCAAUGGCUUUUGAAAUAAUUGGGUCCCUUUUUGAAAAUGAGCAUGAAUCUCCCUGUCUCUGGUGGAACGGUAGUACUGCUGUUGCACGAGUAGAUGGUAUCAAGCAAGGGUGAGGUUUGUCUGUCUUUUUCAGUGAUCUUGUAGGGUUUGCUUUUAAUUUCUCUCUUCUUUUGUAUUAUUUCUUUCAAACAUAGUAAAUUUAUGAUUUUACAACCAGAAUGGUAUUCUGUUUUUUCUAAGCUUGGAGAUACAAACAUUGUUAUUUAAUCUCAUCGAUGAUAAUAGUUUUCCCUGUGAAGUCAACCUUUCCAAAAUGAUUCAAGUACUUUUUGGUUUCGCCUCCCUAAAAAUGGCUUGUGUCUAAAGUGACCAUUUGUUUCUAUUUAGAGGAUUCCAAUGAAGGAGAUCUGUGCAUGCAAACUCUUAAGCUUUAUUGAAAACAAUUGCAUUACACCGGUGUCUCAAGUUGUAGUGUGAGGGAAAUUUGGUCAGUGCCUUAUCAAUUCGAAGACCAACUUUAGGGCAUCAAGUGUGACAACCGUUUGCCCUCUUUCUCCUCUUAUUUCAGGAGUGUGUGCUCUCCCUCUCGCCACCAGCUUACUCUUUCUCACAGCAACUCCCAGAAAGUCUGUACAGAUACCUCUGGUAAUGGUGCAGCCCUCCUUGGCGCUGAGUCUUUUUAGACAAGUUCCCUCCCUGCUCCUCUCCUCCCAGGGUAGGAAAUUAAAAAUAAACCCAGCCAAAUAAACUCUUAAGAACAGCUUUGAAGAGCAUCCAUCUAGCUGAGUUUAUUUUUAUUUUGUGUUACUGAUGUUGUUUUGAGCAUAGAUUUAAUUAUAAGGGCUUUCAGAAAAAUCCCUGAAAGAGUACAAUAUAGCCAGAAAGAUUUGUUUGGGCUUUAUUAAAACUACUAAAAUCUUGUAGUGAGAGUCCUUUUGUCCAGAACAUUCUUAUAUUUAAAUAAGACUCAGAACAAACAAGCUUAACCUACCAGUUAUUGUUUAUUCGGAAAUAUUAGCGCAGGAAAGUGAAAACAACUCCAACAUAUAAAUUAUGGACAAGUUAAGAGACUAAACAAGCUUCCUCAGUAAAAGCAUAGCUUGGCAAGAUUUUGCUGCUUUGAGAUGAUUGCAAGAUCUGGAACUACUGUUGUUCAACUGAGUCAAGAUACUGUUUUCACGUUUUUUAAAGGGCUAGUGUGUUCCAGAGCAGGCAAGUAGACACAGUCUUUAAAGCCAGAUGAAAAGUUAACUGGUCCUUGAGGGUCAUUAGCAGAAUUUCAGUUUUAAUUCUAGUCAUUUGGAGUACAAAGUGGUGAUGGGGUUAAAGGAAUACAUAAUUAGAGUGCUUUGGGAUUGAACUUUUUUUUAACAGACAAGCAGAAAAUUUCAUAAGUAUUUUAGAUUCCAGGUAACAAGUAUUGAGUUCCCCUGAAGAUAUCACCUAUUAGAACUACUCACAAAUAUAGCCCAGUAAUUAUUGACUCAUUAGGUCUGAUAGAGUAGCUGAUAAUAAGUCACCAGACUCUCAAGAAUUUCUACACCUGGAUUAUUGACAAAUUCAUUGUUUUCCAUUCCAGCCUACUCAAGGUGGGGGAGAGGGGAGGGGGGACAUCCUUCAUGAUGUAAUCUAAAGAAGAUAAACAUCUGUGGGGAUAAAUAUCCAAUGAUGAUAAUGUACAGGGAAACACAAGCCAUGUUUGUUCUCUUUGUCCCGGUUAACUUGAGGCACUCCAGCGAUCGCGGCUCCACUGCACUGUGGCCUCCCUGAGGCAAGUGCAGCUUGGUUCCUCUCUCGCUUUUUGUUUCUGUUUAAAAUGCAAAUGUGAGUGUGAGAUCUUCAGUGUGUUUGCAUACGCUAACUUAAAAUGAACUUAAGUACCGUUUUCUGAAAUAUUUCUAUUGAAAUAAAUUACUUAAAAAUA